CAGACAACUCUCUCCCUAUUCAUUCUCUCUCUCUCUCUCUCUCUCUAGCUACGCCUUUUGCCCUUUCUGCUCCGCCCAGCUAGCGGUGGCAGCUGCCUGCAGCGGCGCCAGCUGCAGCUCCCGCAGUGAAGAAGAAAGCAAUCUCUCUCUCUGCCUCUGCGUUUCUCUUUCUCUCUCUUACAACAUAAUAAAUCCAAGACAUUAGGUCUAACUAAAGCUUCAAAAGCUUUGAUUUGAUGCGCAAAGGCCUUUUUGAGAGGGAGAGGGAGAGGGAGAGGGAGAGGGAGAGGGGUACGGGCGCGUGGGUGGUGGGCAGUGGUCGCUUUUUGGAGUUUUUUUUGACUCAUCUUCUUUUAGCAAAUGCCAAGGGAAAAGGGUAGUGCGCAGGUUAAGUAGCUAGCUAGCUCCACCCCCACGCCCUUUAACAAUGUAGCCUCCCCCCCUCUCACUCCGUCUCUCUCUCUCCCUCUCUCCCUCUCUCUCGUCUUUGAGAAAUUCUCUUCGGAGUCUAGGGUUCUGGGCACCACUAUGGGGGGUCUGAUCGAUCUCAACACCGUCGACGGCGAGGACGAGGCGCCGUCGUCCGGGUCGUCGCCGUCUUCUUCAUCGUCCUCGGUUUCUGCUACGGUGGUUAAUUAUUCCACGCAUGCGUCCUUGGCCUCUGCUUCUUCUUCAUCGUCGUCUGUGUGCUUGGAGCUGUGGCACGCGUGCGCUGGCCCUCUGAUAUCGCUCCCGAAGAAAGGGAGUAUUGUAGUUUACUUUCCGCAGGGGCACUUGGAGCAAGCGUCUGAUUUUCCGGCCGCAGCUUUUGAUCUUCCGCCUCACGUCUUCUGCCGAGUCGUCGAUGUCAAGCUUCACGCGGAGACGGCCAGCGAUGAGGUUUUUGCACAGGUGUCUCUGGUUCCUGAAAACCAGAUUGAGCAGAAAUUGAGGGAAGGGGAAGCUGUGGGGGAUGGUGACGAAGAAGAUAUUGAAGGUGCUGCCAAGUUGAUCAUGCCCCACAUGUUCUGCAAGACUCUUACUGCUUCUGAUACUAGCACUCAUGGAGGCUUCUCAGUGCCUCGUCGAGCUGCAGAGGACUGCUUCCCUCCCCUGGAUUAUAAACAACAGAGGCCAUCACAAGAGCUUGUAGCAAAAGAUCUGCAUGGCCUUGAAUGGAGGUUUCGACAUAUCUAUAGGGGCCAGCCGCGGAGGCAUUUGCUUACAACUGGAUGGAGUGCCUUUGUGAACAAGAAGAAGCUUGUUUCCGGAGAUGCCGUGCUCUUUCUAAGGGGUGGUGAUGGAGAAUUGAGACUGGGUAUCCGAAGAGCAGCUCAAGUCAAAGGUGAUUCUCACUUUCCGGCUCCUUGCAGUCAACAGUUGAAUCUGAAUAGCUUUACAGCUGUUGUUAAUGCUAUCUCAAUGGGGAGUGUCUUCAGCAUAUUUUACAAUCCAAGAGCAAGCUCAUCAGAGUUCAUAAUACCUUUUCGGAAAUUCUCAAGGAGCCUUGAUCAUUCCUUUUCUGUUGGAAUGAGGUUCAAAAUGCGUUUCGAAACAGAAGAUGCAGCUGAGCGAAGGUAUACUGGCCUAGUAACUGGGAUUAGUGAUAUGGAUCUGAGAUGGCCUGGUUCAAAAUGGAGGUGUUUGUUGGUAAGGUGGGAUGAUAUAGAGGCUAAUCGACAUAACAGGGUUUCUCCGUGGGAGAUUGAACCCUGUGGUUCCGUUUGUGGGUCUAAUGGCUUUAUGGUACCGGGUUCAAAGAGGUUUAGGGAUGGUUUGCCUUCAACAAAACCAGAUUUUCCAAUUUCUAAUGGGAUUGGAGGGUCAGACUUUGGGGAAUCUUUAAGGUUCCAGAAGGUCUUGCAAGGUCAAGAAAUUUUAGGUUUUAAUACUCCUUAUGAUGGUUUUGGAACUCAUGAUCAUCCAUCUGAAAGAAGGAGAUGCUUUCAUGGUUCCAACAGUGCUGGAAUUGCUGCAAGGGGAAAUGGUGUCAGUUGUAACCUACUUGGGGCUUCUGACAUUUCCUGUAAAGGCAUAGGCUUUGGUGAAUCUUUUCGAUUCCAAAAGGUCUUGCAAGGUCAAGAAACACUUUCAAACCCACCAUAUGGAAUGGCGUCGGCUGCUAUUAAGGUUUGUGAAAAUCAUGGGCUUGGAAUCUUAAAUGGAGUUGAAGUGCCAAGCUCUAGAGAAGGAUGGCCUGCCCUGAUGUGGGGCUAUGAUGCUAGUGUGCAUGUGCCUGCACGUGCACCAUUGAUACAAGCAUCAUCUCCAUCUUCUGUGUUGAUGUUCCAGCAGGCAUGCACUCCAGUUCUAGGUUUUCACCCUACAAACAGUGUUGAUAAUCAGAAGGAGAAGGCUAUUACUAAUCGAAAAUUGGCUGAUAUUUCUGAGACAUAUGGUGGAAAUCUUACUCCCUCAUCAUCUAGUAAUAUUUGCUUCAGGAGGGGCAUUGAGGUUGGAACAGGUUCCUGUGGUCUAUUAAAAGAGCAUCACUCUGCAGUUAGCAGCAGCCAAAAUUUAGUUUCCUCUUGUAAAAGUAGCUGUAGACUCUUUGGAUUCCCAUUGACAGAGGAAAUAGGUGAUAGAGGUAACGGGGAAAAUUCUGCUCGAAUUACAUCUUUGAAUUCUAAAGUAUCUUAUCUUCCCCAUGUUGAAGAGCAGAUUCAUACAAAGCCUCCUGUGAUGAGCAAAGCAGUUGGAAGCAGUUGUACCAAAGUAAGCAACCUCUAUGCUGUAAGAGAUAUGCUUUUUGAUGUCACACUGUAGUGUACUUCCAUUGUAAGAAAAAAAUAAAAAAUAAAAAAAGAAGACAGGUUCACAAGCAGGGGAGCUUUUGUAGACAGUACAAGUUAUCUCCCAAAGCUUGAUGGGCAUAAAAUGAUUUGAUCUGUGAUAUGGGAGUGUUUAUAGAUAUGAAAAGCUUUUGAACGGUGUAGAAAAAGGAAAAUAUCUGAGAUCUCAAGGAUGAUAUGUGAUGCUUCUUGGAGAUGUUACACGGCAGUAAGUAUUUAUUUUCUUUUUCAAUUGUUAUGUUUUUGGAAAAUUGUGCAUUUUAUAUUCUCCAAUGCAAGAGCAAAGCAUGGCAUUUGUGUGUUAUAGUGCCACUGAGGGACAGUUCAGAAAUGGCCAUUAAGGUAUUUGUGUGCACAUGUUACAUGAGUUGAGGAGUAUCAUUGGGCAUUUUUCCAUACGAACCAAAUGUCAAAAUAGUUGUGUUCCAGGAGAUGAGAGUUGGGUGUUUACAUGGUCCUUAUUUUUGAAUAUUUUUGGUCCACGUAACACAGUUUCUGUAUCAGUGUAUGCUACCAAAUGCAUUUGAGAAUGAAUUUAUAUUUUUAGUUCCGAGUCUCUUAAAUUCUCAUUGAAUUUAAAUUCUUGCAUAUGGUUUUGCAGGGAAUUCUGCAAAAUCGACUCCAACAUAUUUGCCAAUGAAAAUGCAAUGCUAGGUCUCACCAAAAGAAUGAUCCAUGAGAUGACGAAUAUGCUGUAUGUUAAUAGAUUUUUGGGUUGUGAGAAAAGACCAACAUAACUUUCUCCUAAGUAAUUUUGUUGUAUUUAAACUGCUUUGGCCACGGAAAAUAACAAUUAGAAUUCAUUUA
Molecule: messenger RNA, 3578 nt
Organism: Malania oleifera
Lineage: Eukaryota; Viridiplantae; Streptophyta; Magnoliopsida; Santalales; Ximeniaceae
Product: auxin response factor 3
Exons: 10
Coding region: 529-2745 (738 amino acids)
Biological process (GO): regulation of DNA-templated transcription; response to hormone
Cellular component (GO): nucleus
Molecular function (GO): DNA binding
Source: RefSeq, a predicted model, not a curated record